GCUGGCUGGCUGUCCCACUCCCCGCUGAGACACCCUCCCAAGAGGUUGCCCCACAGUCCCAGGGAGACCGAAACAGGCAGCCAAGUGACCCGCGAUGGAAGCUGCAGAUGCCUCCAGGAGCAGCGGGGCCAGCCCGGAAGCCAGGGAUGCCCGCAGCCCAAUGGGCCCCACCGGCGGCCUGGAGAAUGGAGCAAAGGCUGAUGGCAAAGAUGCCAAGACCAUCAAUGGGCAUGGCGGGGAGACGGCCGAGGGCAAGAGCCUGGGGAGCACCCUGAGGCCAGGUGAGGGAAAAGGCUCCCUGUUCUUGGGGAACGAGUGGCGACGGCCCAUCAUCCAGUUUGUCGAGUCUGUGGAUGAGAAGGGCUCCAAUUACUUCAGCAUGGACUCUGGGGAAGGCAGGAGGUCACCCUACGCUGGGCUCCAGCUGGGGGCGUCCAAGAAAUCACCUGUCACCUUUGCCGAGAAGGGGGAGCUGCGCAAGUCCAUCUUCUCGGAGCCCCGGAAGCCCACUGUGUCCAUCGUGGAGCCCGGGGAGAUGCGGAGGAACAGCUACCCCCGGGCCGACCCUGGCAGCCUCCUGCGCUCCAAGGCGGGCUCCGAGGAGGUCCUGUGUGACUCCUGCAUCGGCAACAAGCAGAAGGCCGUCAAGUCCUGCCUGGUGUGCCAGGCCUCCUUCUGCGACCUGCACCUCAAGCCCCACCUGGAGGGCGCUGCCUUCCGCGACCACCAGCUGCUCGAGCCCAUUCGGGACUUCGAGGCCCGCAAGUGCCCCCUCCACGGCAAGACCAUGGAGCUCUUCUGCCAGACGGACCAGACCUGCAUCUGCUACCUCUGCAUGUUCCAGGAGCACAAGAACCACAGCACCGUGACUGUGGAGGAGGCCAAGGCGGAGAAGGAGACGGAGCUGUCACUGCAAAAGGAGCAGCUGCAGCUCAAGAUCAUUGAGGUUGAGGAUGAAGCUGAGAAGUGGCAGAAGGAGAAGGACCGUAUCAAGAGCUUCACCACCAGUGAGAAGGAUGUCCUGGAGCAGAACUUCCGGGACCUGGUGCGGGACCUGGAGAAGCAAAAGGAGGAAAUUAAGGCUGCACUGGAGCAGCGAGAGCAGGAUGCUGUGGAUCAGGUGAAGGUGAUUGUGGAUGCUCUGGAUGAGAGGGCCAAGGUGCUGCAUGAGGACAAGCAGACUAGGGAGCAGCUGCACAGCAUCAGCGACUCGGUGCUGUUUCUGCAGGAAUUCGGUGCAUUGAUGAGCAGUUACUCCCUCCCCCCGCCCCUGCCCACCUAUCAUGUUCUGCUGGAGGGGGAGGGCCUGGGGCAGUCCCUCGGCAACUUCAAGGAUGACCUGCUCAAUGUGUGCAUGCGCCACGUUGAGAAGAUGUGCAAGGCUGACCUGAGCCGUAACUUCAUCGAGAGGAACCACAUGGAGAACGGGGGUGACCAUCGCUACAUGAACAACUACACCAACAGCUACACGAGUGAGUGGAGUGCUCCAGACACCAUGAAGAGAUACUCCAUGUACCUCACGCCCAAGGAGCCAGGGCCUGGUGACCUUGGGCUGGCCACUGCCCCCUCAGUGUCCCCAUCUGAGAAGAGAGGAGGUCGGACUGGAAUGCUAUGCGAGGAGAGCCUCCAGCUCCAUCACCGUGGGGCCAGGACGUCGUACCAGCCGGGGUCCCCCAGCCGCCUCUCCAAGGAGACCAACCAGAAGAACUUCAGCAACCUCUAUGGCACCAAAGGCAACUACACCUCCCGUGUCUGGGAAUAUUCCUCCACCAUUCAGAACUCUGAUGACCUGCCCGCCGCCGUCCAGGGCAGCUCCUCCUUCUCCCUGAAAGCAGGCACUGGGAAAGUCCCCUAUCAGUUCACCACCUUGGGACAGGCCACCACAGAGUUUUCCAAACCACUGGACGGCAGUGGGUUGUUUAAAAAUAAUCCUGGCUACCCCUCCCUCAUGCGGAGCCAGAGCCCCAAGGCCCAGCCCCAGACCUGGAAGUCCGGAAAGCAGACUUUGCUGUCUCACUACCGGCCAUUCUACGUCAACAAAGGCAGUGGGAUCGGGUCCAACGAGGCCCCGUGAGUCCAGCAGGCGGAAGGAGGCACCGCCAGCCCUGCCCUCCCCAGCUCAUCCUGCUGCUCUUGCUACUGUCCCAGCGGGGUGGGAUGGAGCCCGGCCCUGCGCCUCCCGCCCCCAGCCCUCUGCAGCCCCCUCAGGGCCAGCCUGGCCUCCCCCCCUCCCCAACUAGCCAGGCUCCAUCCGGGCCCCUUCCUGCUUUGUGACUUCUGACGGUCACCAUCUUUCCUGUGUUCAGAGGUCAACCAUGGCAGUGAUGGAAAUAGGUGGGCUUCUCUCCCCUAACCCAACACCCCCUCCUCUUACAUGGGAUGUUUGUGGUACCAGCCUGCCUGUCCUGUCCACGCCCCUGCUGUCUUCAGGCCUGUUGGCCAUUUCUCUCCAAGGCCCCUUGCCCUGUGAACGUGGUCAGUGUGUGUCUGGCCAAGAGAGUGCCAUCCCCCUCUGCAUGGGCCCACCUUCUUCCCAGCGGCCUGGCCCCAUCAAGAGGAAGACUGGUCCUAGGUGCUUGCUCUGGUCCCACCUCCCAAUGCCCAGCCUGGCAGAGCCCCCAGCCCUUGGCCAUCCCAGAGGGAAACCUCUCUGUGUCUUGGCAUCAUCCUGCCCGGCCUUGGGUCUUACCACAUCCCCUUGGAGUCUGUGAUCCCUGAGGAUGGGCUCUCCUGGCUGGCAGGAUGGUCUUAGCCAAGAAAUUCUUCUCUUCUACCUGCUGAGAUAAGCAAUUCCUUGACAGGAUAUGAUCCACCCAUGAAAAUAGCUACUGGCCCAGCUACCCUAAGGGGAAUACCUAUAGAAUUUACUUAUAGCAUUACCUAUAGAGUUUCUUUAGUUUUAUCAUUGUGUCCUCCCUGGUGAUGGGAACUGAGCCGGCCGGUGAAAGUGUGGCUGGGCUGGUAACUGCCGGUACUAUUUACAAGGGUACCUUACACGCUGCCCCUCACCCUCGUCCACUGCCCCCAUCAGUCGUCUUCUUCCCUCUGACUAUUCCCCAUGUCACAUGGUGUCACGGGGCCCAGGGCCCAGAGAGGAGACCCCACCAGGAGCAGCAAGGUGGGCUCAUCCCUCCUCUCACCGCCCCUGGAGGGCCUAUGGGGGCUCUGGGGAGGGGCCAGCUUGCAGGGCUGGGGGAGCGA
Messenger RNA from Equus quagga, 3201 nucleotides. It is a transcript of the gene TRIM29, whose product is annotated as tripartite motif containing 29. The record is from RefSeq and is a predicted model, not a curated record. The transcript has 11 exons. Gene Ontology annotation, molecular function: zinc ion binding. NCBI's taxonomy places the organism in Eukaryota, Metazoa, Chordata, Mammalia, Perissodactyla, Equidae. The coding region runs from base 95 to 2074 and encodes 659 amino acids.